AUGGGAGACUGGUCCAUUCUCGGACGCUUCCUGUCCGAGGUGCAGAACCACUCCACAGUGAUCGGCAAGAUCUGGCUGACCAUGCUGCUGAUCUUCCGCAUCCUGCUGGUGACCCUGGUGGGGGACGCGGUGUACAGCGAUGAGCAGUCCAAGUUCACCUGCAACACCCUGCAGCCCGGCUGCAACACCGUCUGCUAUGACACCUUCGCCCCCGUCUCACACCUGCGCUUCUGGGUCUUCCAGAUCGUCUUGGUCUCCACGCCGUCCAUCUUCUACAUCGUUUACGUCCUGCACAAGAUCGCCAAGGAUAAGAAGCUGGAGGUCCAGAAGGGGCAGGUGAUGGCUGAGCGGACCUCCAAAAAGGUGUUUGGACAGCUGGUGAGGAAAGGGCUGGAGAACAUGGAGACUGGUAUGUCCACCUACUGCCCUGGAUACAGAGAGGAGUGGGGUGGUCAGGAAGGGGAGGGGGUGGAGCAGAGCCUGCUAGAGGUGGACUAUGGAGAGGUAGGGGAGGACCCAACUCAGCUGUCCAGCCAGGUGCUGCUAAUAUACAUCCUGCAUGUGCUGCUGCGCUCCGUCAUGGAGAUCACCUUCCUGUUGGGGCAGUACUACCUGUUUGGCUUCGAGGUGCCCCAACUGUACCGCUGUGAGACCUACCCCUGCCCCACCCGCACAGACUGCUUUGUGUCACGUGCCACCGAGAAGACUAUCUUUCUCAACUUCAUGUUCAGCAUUAGCGUGGGCUGCUUUGUGCUCAACAUCGCAGAGCUGCACUACCUGGGCUGGGUCUACAUCUUCCGCGUACUGUGCUCCGCUUGCUCCACCUGCUUCCAGCCCGAGAGCCACCCUGUGGGGCUGUACGACCACCACAACCCUCUGCUGCUGCAGCUCAAACACUCUCUGAGGGGCAGGCUGGUCCUGCAGACUCCCACGCCCAUGGCCCAGGAGAAGGCUGGGGGCCACCUUCUCACUCACGUCCCAGCCAUCUCCUUUGAGACCAACUCUACUGUGGAGUGCACCUCCAACAUGGAGUUGAUGGGAAGGAUCAAGAAGUCUUGGCUGUGAAAUGCCCAUUAUGUGUGAUUAUCGAAUUUAGCAUUUUCCACUUUUGAAACAACAAUGGGAAAGACAGGGUUUAUAGCAUAGGUUGCUCAGAUUGGGCUUUUGGAAAAAUUGGGAGAAUGAAAGUGCACUCCUGAUUCAGAGAGAAAGAUCCAGCUUAAUCAUCCAUACCAUUGUUUAAAUGACAUAAAAGAACAUUCAAACUGUUCCUGAGUUUCGAAAGACAGAGAAAGGAAAACAUCAUUAUCUUCAGUCUGUUCACACCUGUUCACACAAGGCCUACUGUCCACAUUCUCAGGGUUCUUCAAUACAAAAACACCUGUUUCAGAAAACCUGAUCACUUUCACAUUCGAACAAUGUUUGUAGGAUACUUUUCAAUAACUCAAUAAAUGUAAGUGUUGAAAUCAUACAUAGCUGGUAACUUGAGCUCGACAGAGUACUUGUGCUCGGCAGAGUAGUUUUGACCUGUGUCC
Molecule: messenger RNA, 1535 nt
Organism: Salvelinus namaycush (lake trout)
Lineage: Eukaryota; Metazoa; Chordata; Actinopteri; Salmoniformes; Salmonidae
Product: gap junction delta-2 protein-like
Exons: 1
Coding region: 1-1065 (354 amino acids)
Biological process (GO): cell communication
Cellular component (GO): connexin complex
Source: RefSeq, a predicted model, not a curated record